CCGCUUACCUCUCUUGUCGACCAUUCCAUAUCGUUAUGUUCUAACCUCUCCCGAGUCGAUCUUACGCACUUACGCCAUCUCGCUUGCAUCAAACCUCCUCUAUCCGUUGCCUAUCUACAUUCUAGACUAAACCUGUCCCAUUCUGUCGCCAGUUCUCUAUCAUAAAAGUUUCCUUAUAUCACAUCGUACUUCGAAACCUAGUUGGAACUAAUAUUCAGCAUCAUGGCAACUCCUUUAACCGCGGAGGAAGAGACGCGUUACACAGAAAUCAUCGAUGGCAUCCUAGCCACCGCGGACCUCGAAACCGUCACGCGCAAGAAGAUUCGCAUGGGGCUCGAAGCUGCACUAGGCGGAAAGGAUCUGAGCGAUCAGAAGAAUGCUAUUAAGGCGCUUAUAGAAGAGCGCUUUGACGCUGUUUCUUUCGCUGUUCCACCACCAUCCUCCGCGGUUCCCCAACCCGACUCGACUUCUCCACGCCCUUCACCCCCAGAACAAGUCAACGGCAACAAUGGAAACAGCCCAGACGCAGAGGAUACGAACAGGGAUGAGAUCGAGGUGUCGAUGCAACCACCCAAAAAGAAACAGCGGAAAGAGAAGAGCGAAGAUACAGAAGAUGCGGACGCCAAAUUAGCAGCAAUGCUUCAGGCGCAGGAGAACCAGCGCACUCGCGCAACGCGCGGGGGUGGGAAGCCCAAGGCUCCCAUAAAGAAGAAGGCCGCCCCUCGAAAGAAGAGCGAAAAGAAAGUUGGACCCGACGAUGAUAGUGACGUGGCGGGGAGUGAAGAGUCGAGUAGUCGGCCACGAAAAGCCGGCGGAGGUUUUCAGAAACCCUUUAACCUCAGUUACCCGCUCGCGGAGCUCUGCGGGGAAUCGCAGUUGUCUCGACCACAAGUUGUCAAGAAGUUAUGGCAGCACAUCAAAGGCAACCAGCUGCAAGACCCAAAUGACAAGCGGCAGAUACGAUGUGACGAAAUGAUGCAAGCCGUUUUCAAGCAAGCCAGAGUGGACAUGUUUCAGAUGAACAAGCUGGUUGGGAACCAUCUCUACCCCGUGGAUGAGGAGUGAAAGGGAAUAAUUGGCUACAUGUACCUCCCUAGGUAGUUGGUGAGCUGUGGCCGCGGGCAUUCCCUUGAGUCGAUCCUUAAAAGAGUUAGCUACCUGGGCUUAUAUGAGUAGCCGGCCAAGUGUGUGGCUGGCUAUGUGUUCUUAAGAUGGACGUAACAUAUUUUAUAGUCGUUUUCCUUCACCCGCUACUUCCUCCAACGCAGUCGUAGGCUGAUUCGGUUGGGUUAU
Molecule: messenger RNA, 1293 nt
Organism: Daldinia caldariorum
Lineage: Eukaryota; Fungi; Ascomycota; Sordariomycetes; Xylariales; Hypoxylaceae
Product: SWIB-domain-containing protein
Exons: 4
Coding region: 223-1065 (280 amino acids)
Biological process (GO): nucleolar large rRNA transcription by RNA polymerase I; transcription initiation at RNA polymerase I promoter
Cellular component (GO): RNA polymerase I upstream activating factor complex; nucleus
Molecular function (GO): RNA polymerase I cis-regulatory region sequence-specific DNA binding
Source: RefSeq, a predicted model, not a curated record